Rana temporaria (common frog) is the source of this 3677-nucleotide messenger RNA. RefSeq names its product post-GPI attachment to proteins phospholipase 3 (gene PGAP3). Lineage: Eukaryota; Metazoa; Chordata; Amphibia; Anura; Ranidae. The coding region runs from base 42 to 989 and encodes 315 amino acids. Gene Ontology annotation, cellular component: endoplasmic reticulum membrane. Gene Ontology annotation, molecular function: hydrolase activity, acting on ester bonds. The transcript has 8 exons. Gene Ontology annotation, biological process: GPI anchor biosynthetic process. The record is from RefSeq and is a predicted model, not a curated record.
GAAGCGGCAGCCGAGUAAGCGGAAGUCCCGGCUCCCCGGUCAUGGCACCGCUUCUUGUACUGCUCCUGGCCGGGGUGGUGAGUGCAUCCCGCGGGGACCGGGAGCCGGUGUACCGGGACUGUGUGAGCGCCUGUGAGCAGAGGAACUGUACCGGGAUCCGACUGCUGGACUUCCGGGCUGAGCAGCCCCUCUACAUGAGACUGACAGGCUGGGUAUGCUUGGACGACUGUCGCUACCAGUGUAUGUGGGACACAGUUUCCCUUUAUAUUAAAGAAGGAUAUUCUGUCCCUCAAUUUCAUGGCAAGUGGCCAUUUUCCAGAUUCCUGUUCUUUCAGGAGCCAGCAUCUGCCUUGGCCUCUUUUCUCAAUGGCCUUGCCAACCUAAUGAUGCUACAGCGUUACCGCGCCUCUGUUCCUGCUUCCUGUCCUAUGUACCACACCUGCCUCACCUUUGCCAUGGUCUCCAUAAAUGCCUGGUUCUGGUCCACAAUUUUUCACACGAGAGACACGGCGAUUACUGAGAAAAUGGACUACUUCUGUGCCUCGGCAGUCAUUCUGCACUCUAUCUACCUGUGCUGUAUGAGGACUUUGGGUCUUCGAUAUCCUUCUUUUGCCACUGCUUUUGGUGCCAUCCUGGUGGUACUCUUUGCAUGCCAUGUGUCUUACCUAACCCUGGGACGCUUUGACUACAGCUACAACAUGCUUGCAAAUGCCGGCUUUGGCAUGAUUAAUCUGGGAUGGUGGUUGGCAUGGUGUUUGAAGAGACGCUCCCACCAGCCAUACUUGUGGAAGUGUGUUAUGGUGGUGGUCCUACUACAGAGCCUAGCUUUGCUAGAGCUGCUUGAUUUCCCACCUGUCUGUUGGGUGCUGGAUGCCCAUGCCCUCUGGCACUUUAGCACCAUCCCCUUGAAUGUUCUCUUCUAUAGCUUCCUGAAGGAUGACAGCCUGUACUUGCUUAAGGUGAACUCCAUUGUAUUAAAAGUGGACUAGUCCUAGAAGAACUCAUGCCUGGGUGUGGAUUUUGCACUGGUUUGCCCUACACUCUGAAGUUGAUGCCCAGGAGGCUUUUAUUAACCAUAUUAAUUCCCUCUUGCAGCACGAGGGUCUCUUAAGUGCCUUAAUGUCUUAAUAAUAUAAGUGACUGUGUACAAAAUACCUUCCUGCAUUUGGUUGGAUCCAUACGCUUAGCUUUCUGUAUUAUAGAUGCCUUGAGGCUAUUAUUGGAGCAUAUAUUAUACGCUGCUGUGACAGGUCUCAAACCCUUCUCUAUGGGACCACUAAUGGGUAAUGUGCAUAUGUGUGUGUUGUGUCAGAUGGCUUGUGUUUGACACAGAAAGUCUUACGUUGCCAAAUACUAGCAAUGUUUGUAUAUAUUUAGCUAUGUGUACACUGUAUUAAAGGAGCCAUGAUAUAUUGUCAAACCCAGUUAUGGGGUGGGCAAAGUAAUUUCAAGUUCCAGAGUCUAGCCUAGUCUAGAACCUGGCACGCACUCAUAAGUAGCCACAGGAACAAAAAGCCUUGUUUGGUGGGGGGUGGGAUAGAGCUAGGGGCUGUCUUUAAGGUUUUCAGACACUUGGGCUAAUUGGCUCUUGAAAUUAAUCCAGCCCUGUCUAUCGGUAUUUUUUACAGAAGAUUUAAUAGCCACGAAAUGAAAACAUAACUGGAAUUUUUCAUUUUUUGGAAUGCGGUUUUAUUAGCUUGCAUAUGAUUGCACAAACUUUAUAUCUUGGCACCUUGUAAUUAGAGCUUAUAUUUCAGCAGCUGCCCUAGUAAAGGCAGGUAUUGGUACCCACUAAUAUUCAUUGUACUGCAAAAAGGUCAUAAGACACUUAAUAUGCUACUGGGGUAGGGGUCUCCAAACAAAAGCGAGAAUCUACUGUCCUUUAGGGGGGCCAGACUGCUGCCAAUGGGAAUAGAAAAUAGGCAGUAAACAAUGCCUAAUCGUUGGUGUCAGUGCGGGAGGAAUAGUGCCCCAUCAUUGGUGGGAGGAAUAAGUGCACCAGGGAUCAAAUCAAGGCAAGCAAAGGGCCGAAUCUGGCCCCCCGGGCCACAGUUUGGAGACCACUGUUGUAGGGCAUUUUUUGCCAAUGAGAGCUAGCAGUAAUGGUACAUUUGCAAAAGAUGGGGCCUUAAAUGGAGCUAAAACGUGAUCUGAUAUUUACUUGUCGCCACUAGCGUCCCGAACCCAAAAAACUGUUUUAAUCAUUUAAGGAUACUGGUAUUCAUUUAUGCCUUUAUGUGUAUGAUAAUUUAGUGAUAUAAAUUGGAAGCCACAUUUCUAUGGGGUAGGUAGGGAGACCAAUUGAAUUAUUAGAAUGGCAUCACUGUCAAAGUUUAUGAAGUGGGUAAGGUUUGAUUGACCCACUAUGUAUUUUUAUUGUCUGUUCGAAUCUCGGCCGGUUCUUGCUGAACAAUGUAUGGGUAGGCUAAAUGGUACCCAGGUCGAUUGAUCGAUCAACUUGGGUACAUCCAACCUGUCAGAUUUAACAUGUGAUUAUUGCUAUAUUAUAUUUACCAUUUCUUAUUAUAGCCGCUAGCCAUAAUCGCUGUAUUCCCCCAUGGAGUUGCUCCGUCUAUGGCCUGCCUUACUGAACCUAUUGCUGGUCUAGCUAAGACAGUCAUGGCUCUAUUUUGAACUCUGUUCUUCUUCUCCUCUGACUAUAUAUUCCUGUGUGGAAUCCAACAGCAGCAUAGUGACCUUCUACAAGCAUUGCUUUACAUUUUUGUGCACUUCACUAAAAAUAUGGAAAACGUACUUCAGAAGGGGGAGCUGAGCAGUGUGGGUCAAGUAUUAGAGUCCUUGCACAUGGGCUGUCCAAUCAAGUCUGCCUGUUUUUUUAGGCAGACCUGACCGGAACUUCGUCUCCUCUAUGGAGCUGCAGAUAUCAGCAGAGACUCGUCGCUAUGCGAUCUGAUCCAGGCCGCACAAUCCAGACAGAUGGUGGCCCUAUUUUCCAUCCUUCUGGCGGAUAGGGUUGGAUGAAAAUGGACAGGCGUUCCGUUUCCACUCAAAUUCCCCAUAGAGUAGAGUUGACUGUGUCCGUGUCUGCUCUGCACAGUAGGUCAGACAGGACCUGUCAUCCGCCUGCUCAGCAGGGAUCAACAGAGCAAUCCCUCACUAAACAAACGGAAUCUGCAAGAUGGAGGCACCCAUGUGAAAUGCACCUUAGCUGUCAAUUUACACAAAUAGGAGGAUAGUGUGGAGGAGAAUUAUGGACAACCGAAACAAAAUCUUUCACCCAUUCCAUUGAAAGAUGAGAAAAACUCUCAUACAUUCCGGUAUAGAAAUUGUAUUGCCAGGAAGCAGUAAUAGAUUCAUAAAGAUGUAUGUUUUAGAUGGGAAACAAUAGAACAUGACUUGCAACAAGGAAGGCUAGAUUUCACUUUGAUGUGCCAUUUUAUUUUUGUUUACCAGGAUUAAAAAUAGGUAGUAAUAAAAUAUACCUACUCUGAAGCAGUAGGUAGUCUUAGGACACAGGUAUUUUACUUGGAGAUGGCCUUGAGGUAUGCUUCCUGUCAGAGUUCUGCACCUUCAUAUUAUACUAUUCCUUUACUCUUUUUUUUUUCAGUAACGUGACUUCCUGUAAGAUUUAUACUUGAAGCACUUAAUAGCCCAUCUGCUUUAUUGAAAAUCAAAUAUAUUCUUAUCUGUAAGAUACUGUUGAGUCCUGGCUCUUU